Paramecium primaurelia is the source of this 642-nucleotide messenger RNA. The record is from the annotation of a GenBank genome assembly. NCBI's taxonomy places the organism in Eukaryota, Ciliophora, Oligohymenophorea, Peniculida, Parameciidae.
AAAUAUGGUUUAUAAUUAAUAAUAUCUUUAAGACCCAAAGAAAUAGUCAUUCCUCUUUUUCUUAAGCAAUAUGGUUGCAGGGGGUGCAGCUGGUGCUACAUCUUUAAUUGUUGUUUAUCCACUUGACUUUGCUAGAACAAGAUUGGCAACAGAUAUUGGUAAAUAGGCUGAUCGACAAUUUAUUGGUUUGACAGAUUGUUUGAGCAAAAUUUAUAAGUCUGAUGGUUUCAUUGGAUUAUAUAGAGGAUUUGGAGUUACAAUUUUUGGUGUAAUGUUUUAUAGGGCAAUAUAUUUUGGUGCUUAUGACACUGCUUUAAAAACGUUUGAUUUGCCAAAUCAUAUAUUUUAUAAAUUUCUUUUAGCUUAAUUUGUUACAUGUACAGCAGGAGUCAUUUCAUAUCCUUUAGAUACAAUUAGAAGAAGAAUGAUGAUGUAAUCAGGUAUUUCUUUAUCAUUAUCUAUUAAUUAGGAAGAGCUGAUAUUCUUUAUAAAAAUAGUAUUCAAUGUUGUUAUAAAAUUAUAAAGAAUGAAGGAAUAAGAGGAUUGUUUAAAGGAUUUUUAUUAGAAUUCACUUCUAAAUUAGGAUUCUCAUUAAUGUUAGCUUUAUACUCUAAUAUAUAAUAAUUUUCUACCUUAAAUUGA